AUGUAUGCCCUCCGGACAACGGACAUACCACCGCCCAGGCACGGUGGUCGCAAAGGGGGCGAACACGGGGAAAUCCCGACCGGAUCAACCGCGUUGGAUAUUAACUUCGAGGAGAGUAAACUUGAUCCUUCCUUGCACCGGUUCACGUCGAAACAUUCGAGGUCUGACGACCAAAAUCCUUCCACGAUUUCUGGUCUGCAAAUGCCCGCAGGGAUUGUGCCCAAUACUGAUCCUCCAAAACAGCCAAACAGCGGUCGCCAGCAACGCAAGCGCCUCGCCAAACGAACUGCAAAAUUUUUCCACAAGCAGACAUGCGAUGACUUGUCGAGGGCUGUGAGAGAUCCUGAUCAACACCAUAAACACUUCACAGAGGACUUUCCGAAGCCACAGAAGCGGAAUGCGGCAACCGAUACAUCAUUUAGAGGAGGAGAAGUCGUGGGUCCGGAAGUUGACAAAUCGCAUUACUUGUCGACGACUCCCACAGGUGGGACACGCAAAUCGCCACGAAUCAAUUCGAAAUCCCCUGUGGCUCUACAGGACAGUGAUCUCCCAGACUGCGAAGAUGUUGGCGAUCGACCAACAUCAAGGCUCAAGAGAGGCCUUGCACGAGUCAAGAGCAUGUCGGCGAUUCUUGUGAACACGGGCCGAGUACCUCAAUUUGAUACUGUCAGCACCUCCGGUGACAAGAAUUCCAAAAGGGAAACCGGUCUAACCAGUCUCGGCGCAUCAGAAAUUCCAGACACCAGGAGUGAGUCAGUGGAGCCGAGAAACACUCAAGCUGCCGAGCACGCAGCCUUCAAACAAGGCGCAGAAAGUGCAAAGACUACACUGUCACAGCUGCCACCGACGGUAGGGUUCCUCACCAACGAAGCCAUGCAGCACGACCGCGUGCGCUUCGCCAACGCCUUCCGAUCGAGGAUCGAGGCGAGGCGGCAGCGAGAGCUUGAAAAGGCCACGUCUGCAGCCUCCCUCGCCAGGAUCCGAGGAGGAUGGGGUGGCAGAGACCGAGGGCUCGACGUGCCGGAUUGGGUGCGCGAAAUGGAUCACGAAAUGCGACGCAUGCGUGACGAUCCGCAUUUCCAGCCAUUCCGCCGUGUUCGCGAGCACCGUGGCGAUGAUGGUUCUUAUCAUUACCAGGAGCACUUUGACUAUGAUUCAAGGCGCGAUGGUCCCAUUGGGCGCACAGGUCGAGAUGCUGGCAGGCUAGGUGCUCGGCAUGGUGGUGGUUUAGGUGGUCGCACCCGUGUUUUGUUGGGAGGGGGUCGUCCUCGUUCUCCUCCUGGCGGUGACGAGUCUGACUCUGAAGACGACUUGCCCAGGGGACCGCCUCUCCAAGGCCCUCCUGGUAUGGGUGGACAAGGUAUGAGAGAGUUUGGUGGCAUGCCACCUGGCAUGGGACCUAUGGGUAUAGGAGGGCCCGGAGGGAUGGGUCAACUAGGUAUGGGAGGCUUUGGUAGAGUGCCACCUGGGAUGGGUCCGCCAGGAAGGGCUGGUUUCAUUAGAAUGGGUGGGCCACAUAUGGGUGGUCUCGGUGGGAUGCCAGUCGGUGUGAUUGGACCUAUGGGGAUGGGACCUCGUGCAAUGGGAGGCAUGGGAGGUAUGGGAGGUUUCGGUGGGAUGCCGGCGAUUAUAGGUAUUCCGGUAAUGGGAGGACGAGGGAUGUUCCCUUGUGGUGGGCAUGUUGGGGGUGAAAUCGAAGGGCCUGCCGAUGGACCUCCAGGUCUCGAUCAGGAUGGGGAUGAUGGGGAUGAUUCAGACGAAGGUGAAGAUCCUGAAGAUGAUCCCGAUGCCCGUUACGACUAUCGUCUCGACGGGAACAGAAGACGAUGGUAG
Messenger RNA from Exophiala bonariae, 1833 nucleotides. RefSeq lists its product as uncharacterized. Bases 1 to 1833 code for a protein of 610 amino acids. The record is from RefSeq and is a predicted model, not a curated record. The transcript has a single exon. Lineage: Eukaryota; Fungi; Ascomycota; Eurotiomycetes; Chaetothyriales; Herpotrichiellaceae.